UUAAUAAAUAUCGUUGUUAUAUACGUAUGUAUAUAUACGUAAAAUAUGAAUAUGAAGAAGAAAUUUAUAUUUUAGCUUCUAAGGAUAAAAUGAGUGAGUUUACUUCGUGAUAUACAUAUAUAUCGUUGUUUAUUGGUUCCGGUUAUUCCAUCGGAUUGUUGUUUAAAACAAUUUACGCAACGUAUGUAUGUCACAUACACGCUGCACAACGACACGACGCGUAAAUCAAUUACUGAUAGAUGUGUGCAUAUGUGUGUAUAUAUGUGUACAUACAUGCGUGUAUGUAUGUAUACACAUAUGAGAUACAAAAGAGACGUGUGUUCGUUGAAAAUCUUUGUACCCAGGAGAGAGAAGUGUUACUUUAUGUGUAAAACGUGACUCUUUAUUUUCUCUAUUCUGAAGUCGUACAAUAAAAGAUUCCAAGGAGAAUCGUUUUUGUUGUUGUUGUAAUAGAAUUUCUCUCAUUUAAUCGAGAUAUCCUCCUAUCGUUUGUCGCGCAUAUAGUUUCUACUUUGUUUUCUGGCAUAAUCAUGGCCGAGCGAUGGAGUCAAAAAUUAUCCAAAUUAUCGUAAUAUAAUUAAAUCGUUCAGUAUAUUCGCGCCGAAAAUAAAUUUCUACGUUUAAGAUUGUUUAGCUAUGUUUGAACUAUCGACAAAAAAUCCGACAAUAAAAUGUUCGUGAAAAAUUAUCGAUAUCAAAUUGUAUCGAAUAGUCAAAAAAGAGGUUACAGAAAUACUACCAUUCAUAAAUCUAAUUUCAAUAUAGGCCAACGAUAUUUGCUUAAGGUCAGCACAACGAGAGGCAUCCCGAGUACGAGUACGAAUUUGAAAGAAGCUCUUUGCGAAAAGAUUCCGAUUCACUAUGAUCUCCUUAGAAAUUUUCGAAAAGAACACGGUCAAUCCGUGAUCAGUCGUAUUACUGUGAACAAUAUAUAUGACGGUCUUCAAGGCGUCAACAUGAUGGUCAGGGAAACAUCAGAAAAUGAUCCCAAGUAUGGGAUCAGGUACCGUGGAUUGACUAUCCCAGAAGUUUUAAACCUCCUUCCACGUCGAGGAACGUCUCCAAGCGUCGAAGCUGUUUUUUGGUUACUCUUAACCGGCGACGUACCGACUCAAGAACAAACAACUUCGUUGAUCAAUGAUUGGUCAUCUCGACGACAAAGAAGAAAGGAAUGGUGGUCAGGACCAAGCGGUGGAAUCGUUGGUUCCGUUCUUCAAAACUUACCAGACAAUGUGACACCAUUGGGAAGACUCUCGAUCGCCUUGACUAUCCUUCAAACGAAUAAAUAUACUAAAAAAGCCCUCGAGAAUGGAGCUCUGAGUCAUACCCAUUGGGAGCAUAUUUACGAGGACAGUAUGGAACUAUUAGCAGCGUUACCAGCCAUCAUCGGCCUCGUUGGCAAAGGUCGAGAGUUGAGAAACGUGACGGAAAAAGGUGACUGGAUAGAUUUUCUUUUACAAUGUUUGAGCAAUACUUCGGAGGAUUUGAAAGGCAGAACAACGUCUCUUGGAGAUUUUCUUCGUUUAUACGUCAGCUUAAAUGCCGACGAAGAUGGUGGUGUACCUGGUGUUCAUAUAACACAAAUUUCUGGAGCUUCGUAUCUCGAUAUUAGUCAAGCAUUAUCUUCAGGAGUUUUGCUUUAUGAAAAUGAACCGAUUACAGGAACGAUGUCUCAGUACAUGGAAUUUCAAGAAAAAAUAAAAAGCGCUUUGGGUACCGAACCUAAGGAAGAAAUGUUACAACAUUUUUUGCUUUCUUUCAUCGAAGAAAAUAAGUUGAUUGGAUACAAAGAAACUCAAUUUCUCGAUCCACGUUACGCGGCACUUUUAAAUCAUGUUAAAACGUAUUUGCCUGGUAAUACAGAAAUAGAGCUUUCUCAAGAGAUUACACGAGUUUUGGCAUUUCUCAUGAAAAAUACGAAAAACAAAACUAUCUUUCCAGAGCAAACCACCAUUGCUGGUCCGAUAUUCCAGUUUUAUGGAUUGAAAGAUAUGAAAUUUAAUCAAGUAUUACUCUGCAUGUCUCGAGCACUGGGAGCAAUUGCUUCCAUCAUUUGGACUAGAGCGAUCAAUGCACCGGUUGAACAGCCAAAAUCAAACAGCACUUAUACAUAUUUUUAUUCACUUCGAAAUAUUCGUAACAAAAUGAAGAAAAGAAUUCGAAUAUUAAACAAAUACCGAAAAUAACUUCAUAGAAAAAGUAAGUUAUUGUAAAUAUUUCUUAAACGAAAUCUUUGUACGCAUACAUAUCAAUGUAAAUAUACAUUUUCGUGAUCGA
Polistes canadensis is the source of this 2277-nucleotide messenger RNA. Its product is annotated as probable citrate synthase 2, mitochondrial. NCBI's taxonomy places the organism in Eukaryota, Metazoa, Arthropoda, Insecta, Hymenoptera, Vespidae. The record is from RefSeq and is a predicted model, not a curated record. Bases 672 to 2186 code for a protein of 504 amino acids. Gene Ontology annotation, biological process: carbohydrate metabolic process; tricarboxylic acid cycle. The transcript is spliced from 8 exons. Gene Ontology annotation, cellular component: mitochondrial matrix.